Messenger RNA from Octopus bimaculoides (California two-spot octopus), 2441 nucleotides. RefSeq lists its product as uncharacterized. Gene Ontology annotation, molecular function: RNA polymerase II transcription regulatory region sequence-specific DNA binding; DNA-binding transcription factor activity, RNA polymerase II-specific. Gene Ontology annotation, cellular component: nucleus. The record is from RefSeq and is a predicted model, not a curated record. Gene Ontology annotation, biological process: regulation of transcription by RNA polymerase II. Lineage: Eukaryota; Metazoa; Mollusca; Cephalopoda; Octopoda; Octopodidae.
AUUUCCUUCGCCGCCGUCACACUCCGUCAAUUUCUAUUUACUUGUCGUCGCCAUUUCUCUCAACGCUUCAGACGUGACCAUCGCCUCUAAUGUUUGUUGUUUAUACAUUCGAAGGUCCUUCCUCCUCCAAAAUACCAGAUGACACCGGAAUUAGAGGAAUUUUUAUCUGGGAUUUAUCAUCAUCAUUUACCAUCAUUUGGGAAGAUGUUUUGUGGAACUGAUAUAAACCUGUGCUUAUAAAUCUCCGAUAGAGUUACUGUAACAUGUUUCCUCUGUCUGGGACUAUUAGCAACAUUUCUCUGCUUCAAUGUUUGGAAUAUGUACGGAAUGGUUUUGCAGUUUGAUUAAAAUUGGAGUUACACAGAACUUAGCUGCAUCGAGAAUUCUUGACUGAGGUUAGCGCUGCUGGAGAUGUAAGAGGAGAAAUAUUUGUGAAGAAUAAGGUGUAAGAGCUAACAGAAGCAAAACAUCUGUGUAUUGUGGUGAGAGAAAAGUAAUUAUGGAAAACGAAUUGUGUAUGGAGAGUGUUAAAUGCGAAACAGAGCCUGUAAGGAAUGAUAUUCCUGAUGAAGUACCAAAAACGAAGGGGAAACCAUCGUAUUAUUGUGAUUUUUGUGAAAAACGCUUUACUCACAAAGGCAACUAUGCUGCUCACCGACGUGUUCAUACAGGAGAGAAGCCAUAUCACUGUGAUAUCUGUGGGAAAUCGUUCUGUAAAGGAAGUCAUUUGACCAGGCAUAGACAUGUUCAUACGGGUGAGAAACCGUAUCAGUGUGAUAUCUGUGGUAAAUCAUUCUCUGUGGGGCCUAACUUAACGAGGCACAAACGCAUUCAUACAGGAGAGAAACCAUAUCACUGUCCUAUCUGUGGUGCCACAUUCUCCGAAGGAGGGAACUUGAUUCGACACAAACGUAUUCAUACAGGAGAGAAGCCAUAUGUCUGUGAUAUCUGUGGUAAGUCGUUCUCAAUAAAAGGCGAUUUAACUAGACAUAAACGCAUUCAUACAGGAGAGAGACCAUAUUACUGUGGUGUUUGUGGUAAAUCAUUUUCAACAAACGGUGAUUUAACCAGACACAAUCGUAUUCAUACAGGGGAAAGACCGUUUCACUGUGUAAUCUGUGGUAAAUCAUUCUCUCGAAAUGAAGAGUUGACUAUUCACAAACGCAUCCAUACGGGAGAGAAACCAUAUCACUGUGAUAUCUGUGGGAAGGCGUUCUCUGAAGGAAGUCACUUAAAGACACAUAAACACACCCAUACAGGUGAGAAACCGUAUGAGUGUGACACUUGUGGUAAAUCAUUCUCUCAAAAUUAUCGCUUGACUAAACACAAGCUCGUUCAUGCUGCAGAAAAACCAGACGGCUGUGAUAAGGGUGAUGAAUGUUUCUCUGCGAAAAAUCAGGUAGCUACACCUGAAUAUGUCAACAAAGGAGAGAAACCAUAUUUCUGUGACGUCUGUGGCAAAUCGUUUUCUGCCACAUUCUAUUUAACUAGACACAUCCGCAUUCAUACAGGAGAGAAGCCAUACCACUGUGACAUCUGUGGCAAAGCAUUUUCUGUGAUAAGUAAUUUGACUGGACAUAAACGUAUUCAUACAGGGGAGAAACCAUAUUGCUGUAAUGUCUGUGGUAAAUCGUUCUCAAUAAUUAGUAAUUUGACUGGGCACAAACGCAUCCAUACAGGUGAAAAGCCGUACCGCUGUGAUGUGUGUGGUAAAUCAUUCUCUGUAGUCAGUAACCUAACUAUUCACAAGCGUAUUCAUACGGGAGAGAAACGACAUCACUGUGAAGUCUGUGAUAAAUCAUUUUCUCAAAGAAGCCAUUUAAUCACACAUACAUACACUCAUACAGGAGAGAGGCCCUUUCACUGUGAAAUCUGUGGUAAAUCUUUCUCUUCGGGAAGUCACUUAACUAAACACAAUCGUAUUCAUACGGGUGAGAAGCCCUAUCACUGUGAUAUCUGCGGUAAAUCGUUCUCUCGAAAUACUUACUUAACGAAACACAAGAACACUCAUUCAGAAGAAGAACUUUAUAACUGAUGUCUUUAGUACAUCGUUCUCUGAUGAAAAGAGCUGAAUUGAAGAUAUUCAUCCAGAACAGAAACCAUAUUAUCGAUAUCCAGGGUCAAAAAUUUUCUCAUUAACCCUUUUGCAUUUAAACCGGUUGUAUCCAGUCAAAAUAUUCUCCGUUCAAACCAGCCAGAUCUGACCUCUCAUACCUACGCUACAAUGUCAACCUACAAAUAAGCAAUCACAUUAUAAUAAUCUAGAGGCUUCAAGAUAAGAUAUGAUUAAUUGUAAACCAUGUGAAUAAACAAGUAUUAUAUUGGACAGACUAAUCUUAAUGCUUAUUUACCCUUUUGAUGCCAACCCGGCUGAAACCGCCUUUGGCUCUGAGUAUAAAUGUCUUGUUUUCAAAAGUUCUGAAUAAAAAUCUUCCACCCAA